AUGGCUGCUCGGGAACAAUGGGAUAACGCUGUGUGUCUGUUUUUCACUCUGCUUUGUCUGUGCGACUGGUCCGUGGCUCAGAUAUCCUACUCCGUUUCAGAGGAGGUGGACAAAGGGACAGCGGUGGGGAAUCUCGCGAAGGAUUUAAAUCUCAGUGUGCAGCAACUCCAUUCCUCGGGUCUUCAGAUUACCUCCGGGUAUAAAAAACAGUAUUUUGACAUAAAUCGUGAAUCUGGAGUACUUUUUGUGAGCGAGAGAAUAGAUCGGGAGGAGCUUUGUCCUAAUACGGUAAAGUGCUCUUUGAAUAUAGAGGCCAUUCUGAGUAACCCACGCAGCCUCCAUCGAAUUGAGGUUGUGAUUACUGACAUUAAUGACAAUAGUCCGUCUUUUCUGGAAGAAAUAACCACAAUUGAUAUGUAUGAAUCUUCUUAUGUUGGAGAAAGACAUCCACUGCCCAUAGCUCAUGACGCAGAUGUAGGUACUAAUUCAGUGAGGACUUACAAAUUAAACCCGAAUGAUCAUUUCUCUUUGGAUAUACAGAGCACUGGUGACCAGAGCGUAUCUGCAGAGUUAGUGCUGCAGAAAGCAUUAGAUCGAGAAAAACAGGCUGCUAUUGAACUCACACUGACAGCAAUAGAUGGAGGAAAACCUCCCAAAACGGGGACUUUACAGAUAAAAGUUAAUGUAUUGGAUGUAAAUGACAAUUCACCCUCGUUCAGUAAAUCUCUUUACAAGGUCCAAGUUGUUGAGAAUGUGAAUAUUGGCGCAGCGUUAUUAACACUGACAGCCACUGAUUUAGACGACGGUGUCAACGGUGAACUUAUAUACUCUUUUACAGAAAGGGGACGCUUAAACCCUGAUGACAAAUUCGCCCUGAAUGGUAACACCGGAGAGAUUACCGUUAAAAGCAAUAUUGAUUAUGAGGAAAAUCAAGCAUAUGAGAUUCGUGUUCAAGCACGAGAUAAAGGCACUCCUCCUCGCAUUGCACACAGCAAGGUUUUAGUCGAAGUUAUUGAUAUCAACGACAAUGCUCCAGAAAUCUCGGUAUCAUCACUCAUGAGCCCAGUAAAGGAGGACGCUGAAAUAGGCACAGCUGUAGCUAUGGUGACUAUCACUGAUAAAGAUGGAGGCAAAAAUGGUCUGACAAACUGCAAAAUUACGGGUUCCGUGCCGUUUAAAAUAAAAUCUAACUAUAAAAACUACUACUCUUUGUUAGUUGAUGGGCCUCUUGACAGAGAGAAUGUUUCCCAGUACAACGUAUCAAUUACAGCUAUAGAUGAAGGAACUCCCUCUCUGUCGAGUACAACCGUCAUUACUGUUCAAAUUGCUGAUGUUAAUGAUAAUCCUCCUCGAUUCCUGGAACCUAUGAUUAAUAUUUAUGUGAAAGAGAAUAGCCCGAUUGGAACUACUAUUCAUACACUGGCGACGUUAGAUUCAGAUUUGAAUGAAAACGCAAAAGCGACGUACAGAAUAAUCGACAGAUCUUCAAAGACCACACAGGUAGCUUCAAUGGUAACUGUCAACUCAGAGACUGGAGAUAUAAUCAGCCUGCAGUCUUUCAACUAUGAGGAGUUAAAAACCUUUCAGUUCAAAGUCCAGGCCACAGACUCUGGUGUUCCUCCGCUCAGCAGCAACGUGACUGUAAACGUUUUAAUCCUGGAUGAAAAUGACAAUAAUCCAACGAUUCUCGCGCCAUAUUCUGAGCACGGCUCAGUCAACAGUGAGAACAUCCCAUAUUCUGCUGAAGCGGGAUACUUUGUGGCAAAGAUCAGGGCUGUAGACGCAGACUCGGGAUACAAUGCGCUGCUCUCUUAUCACCUGUCUGAGCCCAAAGGAAACAACCUCUUCCGGAUCGGAACCAGCACCGGAGAAAUCAGGACUAAGAGGAGAAUGAGUGACAAUGACCUGAAAACUCACCCCUUGCUGGUCUUGGUUUCUGAUAACGGAGAACCCUCCCUGUCAGCUACUGUGUCUAUUGACGUGGUGGUGGUGGUGGAAAGCACAGCUGACAUCCACACUCAGUUCAGACAUGUGCCCAUAAAGGAGGACAGCUUCUCUGAUUUAAACCUGUAUCUGCUGAUCGCCAUUGUGUCGGUCUCACUCAUCUUUCUGCUCAGCCUCAUCAGUUUAAUAGCUGUCAAAUGCCACAGGACAGACGGCACCUUCAGCAGGUACAGCGCCCCAAUGAUCACCACCCACCCUGACGGGAGCUGGUCUUACUCCAAAUCUACUCAGCAGUAUGACGUGUGUUUCAGCUCAGACACGCUGAAGAGUGACGUAGUGGUUUUCCCCGCACCGUUUCCAUCUGUAGAUGCUGAGCUGAUCAGUAUAAACGGAGGAGACACUUUUACCCGAACUCAGACUUUACCAAAUAAAGAAAAGGUAAGAAAUGCACCCGAUUUCAUCUCGACUUCUUCCUCGUAG
This is a messenger RNA of Chelmon rostratus (copperband butterflyfish), 2424 nucleotides long. RefSeq names its product protocadherin alpha-6-like. The transcript has a single exon. Bases 1 to 2424 code for a protein of 807 amino acids. Gene Ontology annotation, cellular component: plasma membrane. NCBI's taxonomy places the organism in Eukaryota, Metazoa, Chordata, Actinopteri, Chaetodontiformes, Chaetodontidae. Gene Ontology annotation, molecular function: calcium ion binding. The record is from RefSeq and is a predicted model, not a curated record. Gene Ontology annotation, biological process: homophilic cell-cell adhesion.